AUGCGGAACUUGAUGCCGAUACCUCCGGCUGCCAUCCUGACCCUGGUGAAAACUGCAAGGGCGGGGCGGGAGGGCGGGGAGGAGGACGAGGACGAGGACGAGGACGAGGACGAGGACGACGAGGACGAGGACGAGGAGGAGGACGAGGAGGACGAGGAGGACGAGGACGAGGACGAGGACGAGGAGGACGAGGAGGACGAGGAGGACGAGGAGGACGAGGAGGACGAGGAGGACGAGGAGGAGGAGGACGAGGAGGACGAGGAGGACGAGGAGGACGAGGAGGACGAGGAGGACGAGGAGGACGAGGAGGACGAGGAGGACGAGGACGAGGACGAGGAGGAGGAAUCAGGAGGGAACGCGUGUGAGGCGGCUAGAUCUUCAUUGUUUCCUUGA
Guillardia theta CCMP2712 is the source of this 393-nucleotide messenger RNA. RefSeq lists its product as hypothetical. The coding region runs from base 1 to 393 and encodes 130 amino acids. Lineage: Eukaryota; Cryptophyceae; Pyrenomonadales; Geminigeraceae. The transcript has 2 exons. The record is from RefSeq and is a predicted model, not a curated record.